UGCGGUUGCACGUGGCUACUGCGCGUGUUCAUGCAAUUUUUUUCAAGUGUUUUCUCGCUCGAAGCCGGCUCGAAAGUUGGUCAAGAUAUGCAUUCUCUCAAGUUCUCAACUAUCCUCAGGAAAUUAGAGGCUUGUCAGCCUCACCCUAAUUGGGUUCUUUCACUUGUUAUUCAUAGAAAGGUUCAUGCUGUCGGUAAUACCAUAGAUGAACUUUUACAGCACUGGAAAUCCGUGUUUGUUGGUGCUGAGAUCUCAGAGCCAGAAGCCUCCAUACAGCACUUAAUGGGUGCUUCUCUGCAGUGCUCAACGGGAGAUCUACGCCAUAUGGGAAAUGCUGUUUUGACUGCACAGCAGUUGAGAGAUCUAGAGAGACGCUGUCUUUGUCGCCUGCAAAGGAUGCCCGUGCAGUACAUCGUGGGCGAGUGGGAGUUUUGCGACGUGACGGUGUCGGUGCGUCCGCCGGUGCUGGUGCCGCGGCCCGAGACGGAGCGGCUGGCGCUGCUGGCUGCCGACCGGCUGCGCCCGCUGGCCGCCGCCGGCGAACGGAGCCCCCGGCUGCUGGAGGUCGGCUGCGGCUCCGGAGUCAUCACCCUCGCCGUCCUGCACUGGCUCAAACAGGUGUCAGCGGUGGCGGUGGACCCGUCUGAGGCCGCCUGUCUGCUGACUGAGGAGAACGCCGCUCGGUUGGGCGUCUCUGAGCGACUGCACGUGCACCGCGCGGCGCUCACCGACGCCGGACUGCCCUGUAUAGAGGGUCAGCGGUUCGACAUGGUGGUCAGCAACCCGCCCUACGUGCCGACGGCCGACCUGCGGCGGCUGCAGCCGGAGAUACUGCUGUACGAGGACCGGGCGGCGCUGGACGGCGGGCGGGACGGCCUGGCGCUGGUGCGCCGCCUGCUGCGCCGCUCGGCCGGCUGGCUGCGGCCCGGCGGCCGCCUCCUGCUCGAGCUCGGCCUCGGACAGCCGGAGACUGUAGUGGCGCUGCUCUCAGAGCCCGGCACGGGGCUGACGCGACCCCAGGUGCACCGGGACUUCACCGGCCGCGAGCGCUUCGUGGAGGCGCAGCGGGAGCAGGAGAGAGGGAGGGAGGACCCCUUUGACUCGUCGGUCGUGUCAUGAGCUGCAGUGCGGCAAUCAUAAGUCGAUGUAAGGUCGGUUUGUGACGCCUUUUGUGAAUGAUUCGAUUGAUUUUUAUGGUGAGCGCAUGAAGAGUGUCCGAGAUUGUU
Molecule: messenger RNA, 1226 nt
Organism: Amphibalanus amphitrite
Lineage: Eukaryota; Metazoa; Arthropoda; Thecostraca; Balanomorpha; Balanidae
Product: MTRF1L release factor glutamine methyltransferase-like
Exons: 6
Coding region: 31-1119 (362 amino acids)
Biological process (GO): protein methylation
Cellular component (GO): mitochondrion
Molecular function (GO): nucleic acid binding; protein methyltransferase activity
Source: RefSeq, a predicted model, not a curated record